Molecule: messenger RNA, 1610 nt
Organism: Ostrea edulis (European flat oyster)
Lineage: Eukaryota; Metazoa; Mollusca; Bivalvia; Ostreida; Ostreidae
Product: alpha-(1,3)-fucosyltransferase C-like
Exons: 2
Coding region: 221-1411 (396 amino acids)
Cellular component (GO): membrane
Molecular function (GO): alpha-(1->3)-fucosyltransferase activity
Source: RefSeq, a predicted model, not a curated record
CGCGGCUAUAUAGUGGGUUUUUAAACGAGUGACUAGGCACACUGAAGCCCUAACAACCAUCCAUACGUAUUAAAACAGACGGGUUGGACAAUAUAGACUGAAAGCACCAAAUAUCUGGAAGGUACUGAAGUGUCCCAGGAUAUAGCUUCUCGCCCAGGUCCGUGUGGAUUAACUUAAAAAUGAGAUGAAAUGUUGUUGACCAAAUACGUGCAUUGAUAAAAUGCCAUUGAAAAAGCAGAGAUGUGUGUUUGGAGUGUUAACCACUGCAACAGUCUUGCUAUGUGUCGCAUACUUUCGAGAAAUAAGAUAUACCCUAUUUUUAACCAAAAAGAAUCAAGAAAGACUUCAGUAUGAUUCCACAACAUCGACACGUAUCAAAGUACUUCCACCAGCUAAAACGAUGCUUCUGUACAACCCAAAACAUUGGGAGACGGCAAUCUGGAAAUCCUUUACAAACACGAGCUUUUGGGAGAAUUGUCCAUAUUCGUGUCAAAUUACAACAGACAGAAAACUAUAUAAUAAAAGUGAUGCAGUGGUAUUUGUGAUUGACUUAUUAGGAGGGGGUAAUUUACCGAAGAAAAUGCCCCAACAAGUCUGGAUAUUUGCUCAGUACGAAUCUACCGAUUAUUUGAUGAAAGAGAUUGGUAGCCAGUUCGUCACAAAGGGGAAUCUGGAGAAAUAUAAUCGCAGAGUGAACUGGACGUUGAGUUACAGGAGAGAUUCAGACAUUCCAUUCACCCAUGGUUCUUAUGGAGCGAAGAGAGGGAAAGAAAGAAAAUAUGUAGACAAUAAAUAUGGCGUAGCUUGGUUUGUGUCACACUGCAGAACGACUUCUAAAAGGGAAAACUAUGUUCGUUUGAUAAGGAAAACUACCGAUGUGGAUAUAUACGGAUCAUGCGGUUCCUUAAAAGCUCCUAAUUGUCCCAAAACAAGAGGAGAUGCCAUCCGGGAAUGCUGGGGUUUAUCACCGAGUAAAUGUUACGACAUUCUAGAUAAGAAAUAUUUGUUUUAUCUGUCAUUCGAAAACGCACUCUGCCGAGAUUACGUCACAGAGAAGGGACUUCAUCACGUGACUCAACACCAAGUCAUCCCCAUCAUGCGGGGAGGGGCAAAUUAUUCUAUUUUCAGCCCUCCAAAAUCCUAUAUUAAUACAAGAGAUUUUUCAUCUAUAGAACAUUUAUCAAAAUAUCUUGAAAGUGUCGAGAAGGACAAAAGUUUACAACAUAAUUUUCUGAACUGGAAGGAAUACUAUGACUCGAGUUACCCCAUUGAGAACUGGCGUAAUAAUAUGUGCAAUAUCUGUCAACGACUAAAUAAUCCCAUGAAAUAUUCAAGAAUCUAUGACGAUAUUUACAAGUGGAUUGUUACACCAAAUAAUAAACCAGGAUGUUUUGUACCUACUGAUUUGUAAUCGUUCAGACAGUUGUUACUUUGAAAUAUUUCGCCCUUGAAUAUCAGAUGCAAUUCCAAUCCUAUCAGACAUUUUACAUUAUUAAUAUGUUCACGCAUAAUUCCAUUAAAUUUCUGCACCCCUGUUAUGUUUCAUGAGAGCUGCGAAAUGAAAUCACCAAUCUAGAAAUUCAUCAUUCCUGAUAAAUGUUUGAAAUCUA